Belonocnema kinseyi is the source of this 897-nucleotide messenger RNA. RefSeq lists its product as uncharacterized. The transcript is spliced from 4 exons. The record is from RefSeq and is a predicted model, not a curated record. Lineage: Eukaryota; Metazoa; Arthropoda; Insecta; Hymenoptera; Cynipidae. Bases 213 to 668 code for a protein of 151 amino acids.
UUUUUGUUUUUCAAAAUGUCUCCGGUUUUUCUCGCUGUGAGACAUAACUAACUUUGGUAAUAAAUUAAUAAUAUGUAAACGCGAAAUUAAACUGAAAAUCACCAUGUCGUCGGAUGUUCAUAAUGUGAACUAAACUUUAAAAAUCUAAGAAAAAUAAUCGACUCAAAAAUUUUCAAGAUGUUGACUAACUAACAAGCAAAUUUCAGAAUAACAUGUCCAAACCAGUCAGAAGAGGGGAUAUAUCAAUCACACCAGAGAUGAUUAGGGAUAUUGUGGAAGAAUUGCAGAUGAAAAGACUUUAUGUGCCCUCGUCUUUAAUUUUAAACCAUCUUCAAAGUUAUUAUCCUACGAGAAAUAAGACCGCGGAGAUUCUUAAACAAGAACUGAAGAACGGUUUAAUUACAGCAGUUAGUAAUGGAUUGAUCGUGAAUUGGGGGAAUGAUAAAUAUUGUCUUCCUACUUUUCGUCAGGAAGCAAUGUCUGAAAAGUCGAAAUUCUCAGCAUUUCAUGAAAGAUAUUAUUACAAUAAAGGUUUUCAUGGGUCUACAAAGAUUUGGAAGAUUUCAUGGGUUUACAAAGAUUUGGAAAAUUUCAUGAAGAUUUGUAAAUAUUUGAAAGGUGAGAGACUAAAAUCUGAAAUGCAAAAUAACUUUAUGGAGUUAAACUAGGAGCGGAACAGUGGGACUUCUGUGUCACGGGAGGAAACGAUUCUGCGCUCUUCGCAUCCGGCUUUUUUUCAUUCCAUCUGGUCUCGGUGCCAGGAAAGUAACAAGAUAAGCGCAACAGGUACGCAACAGGGCGCUACCAAGAGCAAUUUAAUUCAUCCGAUAACAUACAUGAAUUUCAUCCCAUAUUGAAAUUGUGAUUUAAUAAAAAGAAAUGAUAACAGUUAUAAAA